Pararge aegeria (speckled wood butterfly) is the source of this 1428-nucleotide messenger RNA. Its product is annotated as odorant receptor 4-like. NCBI's taxonomy places the organism in Eukaryota, Metazoa, Arthropoda, Insecta, Lepidoptera, Nymphalidae. The coding region runs from base 1 to 1290 and encodes 429 amino acids. The record is from RefSeq and is a predicted model, not a curated record. Gene Ontology annotation, molecular function: olfactory receptor activity; odorant binding. The transcript is spliced from 10 exons. Gene Ontology annotation, biological process: detection of chemical stimulus involved in sensory perception of smell; sensory perception of smell. Gene Ontology annotation, cellular component: plasma membrane.
AUGGAAACACUGAAGAGCAUUUUUAGGAAGAGCAAUUUAGACUACGAUUCUCCGAAUCUAGAUCUUUUUAAAUUUCAUCCGCAACUGAAAAUAUUCCUCAUAUUGAAUGGGAUAUUCUUUAACAACCCGGACUCUUAUAUCAGAUUUAUUUGGCCAGUAAUAUGCAUUACAACGUCACUGGUAGGAACGUCGUUUGAACUUAUGUUUACGUAUCACGGCUUUGAUGUAAAGGACUACUCAUUUGCAAUAGAAUGUUUCUGUUAUUCUAUUAUUUUAAGUGCAGUUCCCGUAGUUAAUAUAAGUGUAUUAUAUAAUGGGACAAAGCUUGUGGAUCUACUUAAUUCUAUGAACAGAGAUUUCUUGCAUAUUUGCAACUUGGGGUCAACGUACAGAAAUUCAUUUCUAAAAGGACAAUUGCUGAUAUGGCAGCUAUGCCUAAUCUGGUUUUCCUUCACCAUCGCUAUUUCGAUAAGCUAUACGGCAAGCACAAUAGGUAUGCUUAUGUAUCAAAGUUUGUUUGCAACUCAAACUGAAAACACACUGAGGCCUAUGAUAUUUCCAUUUUGGCUGCCUGACGACGACCCUUAUCGUUCUCCAAAUUAUGAAAUAUUCAUGUUUUGGGAAAUAGUUGAUAUGAUUGUUAUCAUUCAGACUUUCUGCGUGUAUAUAUAUGUUCUAUUUCACGUCCUGCUUCAUAACUAUUACUUGAUGAGUAUGAUGAUACUUGACUGCGAAGUGCUUUUCGAUGGCCUAGACGAGAGCGUGAUAAAAUUAUCCAAAUAUGAUCGCAAUCGAAUCGAAGUGCAAUCAAUCCUAAAUAGUAGGAUGAGAAGAAUUAUUGAAUGGCAUAAUUUCGUUCUGGAUUCGAUCGAUGCAAUUUCAUCUGUGUACGGGCCGCCGUUAGUCUACCAAGUGGCGAUCACCUCGAUUCCCAUGUCCUUAGCAGCUUAUCAAGUAGCUGAUUCGUUAGAACAUGGUAAGCUCCACUUCCUGUUUAUAAUGGUGGGUAUUGCUGUGUGCCUGCAGCUUUGGAUACCAUGCUAUCUUGGAACACUCAUAAGAAACAAAGCAUUUGCUGUGGGUGAUGCGAUCUGGUGCAGCGGUUGGCAAGGGACGCCCCUCGGGCAGCUGGUGCGUCAAGACAUCACCAUGCUCAUCAUGCGCUCGCAGAUCCCCCUCACUAUCCAGUUUACAGGACUGCCCCCCAUGGAACUUGAAACUUUCUCCUCGAUAAUGAGCACAGCAUACGGCUACUUCAAUUUACUACGCCAAUAUACUGAUAUGGAUUAGGAAUUGUACAUUUGCGAAAGCCUUAUUACCUACUGACCUUUAAUUUUACUAAAAUGUUAGGAAUCUAAACUGGUACAACUUCAAGUUCGACAAAAACAUGUAUUGCCCAUGUAGGAGAAGUUAGGUAUCUAAACAAGA